AAGGAGAUAACUCGGUUAUCUCUCGAGAGCUUCUUCAAUAAGCGGGAACGGGCUGGUGCCAAGCGCAGAGGUGGUAAGGACCGUCUUCGGGAACGGCUGUAGAAUGAUGCGGCACGCCUGUAUUGUGCUGCUGUUGAGCAUUGCAGGAUGUCUGGCUCAAGAUUUGCCUGACUGGGGCAGUUUCUACGAAGUGAAGGGCGUUUUGUAUUUGCCAUACGCGGAAAUUCGUGAGCCAUUCGCGGGAUACUACGAUGUUACGCAGAACACCAGCCGCAUUGACUACUACGAUGGCCUAGUGCAAACGGUGCAGCUUUCACCAAGUGCCCACUCAGAGGGAGAGGGAUACCCCUAUGGCAUCAACUAUAAGAUCGCAUAUAUGCCAGACCCGAAGACAUGGGAGUCAGUCCGCACCUGCUUCCAAGUUAAUGGAACCGAGAACGCCACUGUUCCCCUGCAAGACGUGCUGCCAAAUGUUGAAGGCUUCACAUUUGUGCGCAAGGAGUCGUGCUGGUUUGGUAAUGAUGAGCUGCUCGCUCACCAAGGCAAGAGGCACUGCGAGCGAUUCCAGCUCACUGUGCCCACCAGGGACCGUGUAAGCAAGUACACACUCUGGGUGUCGCGAGACUCCCAGGGACGUGCCGUGCCGAGGCGCUACCUCAUGCGCUGCUACAACACCUUGCUUGGCUCCCACUUCGACAAGUACGAGAUUCUCUACUAUGGUUACUCCCGGGACCCAGUGCCACCCAGUGUAUUCGACGUCACUACCCUUUUCAACGGCACAUGCCGCAGUUUUCCGGGCCCAGGUGCAGAGCGACUGGCUCUGCACAAUCCGAUGGCUGAGUUCCUUGGCAACCAUGAUGGUCACACGAAGCACUCGUUUGAAGACUUCAAGGAGACGCACAAGCGCACUUACGAGCAUGACGUGGAGCAUGACAAGCGUCGCGAUAUCUUUCGCCAGAACCUCAGGUUCAUUGACUCAAAGAACCGUGCCAAUCUGGGCUACAACCUUGCCGUGAACCACCUAGCCGACCGUACGCCACAAGAAAUCAGCGUGCUUCGUGGACGUCUUCAGUCGAAAGACGGCUCUUCCAAGGCUGAGCCAUUUCCCAGGCACAGGUUCACCGCCAAGUUGCCCGACCAAGUAGACUGGAGGCUUUACGGAGCAGUGACACCGGUCAAGGAUCAGGCUGUCUGUGGAUCUUGUUGGAGCUUUGGAACUGUCGGAGAACUGGAAGGUGCAUACUUCAGAAAGACUGGUAAACUCAUUCGCCUGUCCGAGCAGCAGCUGGUUGAUUGCAGUUGGAACAACGGCAACAACGGCUGUGAUGGAGGCGAGGACUUUCGUGCCUACGAGUAUAUACGCGACCAUGGAUUGGCCUCGGAUGAGGAUUAUGGAGCAUACCUUGGACAGGAUGGUGUCUGUCAUGAUACCAAGGUGAACGCCACUAUUGCUUCAAUCAAGAGCUAUGUCAACAUAACCAACCGCGAUGAUCUUCUUACGGCACUCGCUAACGUGGGGCCAGUGUCUGUCAGCAUUGACGCAGCGCUUCGCUCCUUCUCCUUCUACUCCAACGGUGUCUUCUACGAUCCCAACUGCCGCAAUGACACGGACAGCCUUGACCAUGCUGUUCUGGCAGUCGGCUAUGGAACUUUGCAAGGGGAGCCCUAUUGGCUGGUAAAGAACUCCUGGUCUACCUACUGGGGAAAUGAUGGCUACGUACUCAUCAGUCAAAAGGACAACAACUGUGGUGUGGCUACACAGGGAACCUAUGUGGAGCUUUGAAAGUCGCCAGUGAAAACAAUCCUCGGUUUCUGUCAAUAAACAGUAAUGAGG
Messenger RNA from Rhipicephalus sanguineus (brown dog tick), 1834 nucleotides. RefSeq names its product digestive cysteine proteinase 2. Gene Ontology annotation, cellular component: lysosome. The transcript has 10 exons. Lineage: Eukaryota; Metazoa; Arthropoda; Arachnida; Ixodida; Ixodidae. The coding region runs from base 104 to 1783 and encodes 559 amino acids. Gene Ontology annotation, biological process: immune response. The record is from RefSeq and is a predicted model, not a curated record. Gene Ontology annotation, molecular function: cysteine-type endopeptidase activity.